AUGCUUCCAGAUCGGAGCCUUUCCAUUCGGGGAGUCUUGACACUCACGAGAACAUUGACGCAGACUUCUCCCUCAUCAUCAUCAACGAUAAGACUCUGCAGCACGAGACUCAGACCAAGGCCAACAUCUCCUCGCCAAGUGGGACGCUUCUCAACCACUCCUCGAACCCAUGCGACCACGUCCACCUCGAUCGCCUCACAAACACCAAGCGCAACUCCUCCGCCGCGCCGCUCGGCCACAUCCAAGCUACUGGCUUUCACCCUCAUCACCGCCUCAGCCAUCUACUAUCUCACCACUGACGACGCAGCACCGUCGUCAGCUCACAUAUUCAACGACCACCGCUUCACCCCCUUCACUCUGGUAGACCGCGAACCUGUAUCAGCGACCUCUUUCGUCCUCACCCUGCACCCCGCCACCACCACCCUCCCGCCAUCUGAGGUAGCCGCCCAGCUCGCUGCCCCCUGGACAGCAAACGACCUCUGGUCCCUCGAAGUCAAGCAGCCCCAGUUGCAGAUCGCCCGCGAGUACACGCCGCUCCCCAAUGCCCCCCCGGGUGCCCUGCGCUUCCUCGUGCGCGCCAUCAACGGCGGCGAAGUCUCGACUUAUCUGAGCCGCCUGCCCCUCGGCGCCACCAUCGACCUCCGCGGACCCCACGGCAGCUUCGAUCUCCAAGCCCGCCUCCGUCCCGAGGGCCGCCUCGUCUUUCUCGCAGGCGGCACCGGCAUCGCCUCCGCCCUGCAAGCCGCACAUUCCGUCCUCGACCGCACCGACAGCCGUCACCCGGCCGUGACCAUCCUAUGGGCCGUCCGCGCCCGUGACGAGAUCCAGGCCACCCAGGCCGCAGCAGCAGCAGCAGCAGCAGGACCAGCCUCACCGCGCCGCCCCUGGUGGAACCCCUUCCGCGCCGCGGCCCCCGAGCCCGAGCUCCUGACCCCAGACAUCGCCGCCCCAACCCAGACGACCCGCGACCUCCUGGCCCUGCAGUCCCGCCACCCUUCCCUCCACGUCCACUUCUUCGUCGACGGCGACACGCCGCCCCUCGCCGCCGCCGCCCUCGCCGCCACCCUCCGCGCCGCGCCGCCGGCAUCGCACAACGACACGUGCGCCCUGCACGCGCAGACGAGGCACGUGGCCGUCGCCGACGGCGGGCCCAACGCCGGGACGCGGUCUCGUUUCCCCGCCGGCGCGUGCGCGUGCGCGGGCGCGGGUGCAGGUGCAGAUGCGGGUGCGUCGCCGCCGGGGAAGAACCUGCUGCUCGUGUCGGGGCCCGACGGCUUCGUCGCGGCGUUGGCGGGCGCCAAGCCGUGGAGGGGCGGCGGACAGGUGCAGGGGCGUGUCGGCGGGGUGCUGGGCGAGCUGGAGAGGAGGGAGGGGGGGUUGCUGCGGGAUUGGCUCGUGUUGAAGCUUUGA
This is a messenger RNA of Verticillium nonalfalfae, 1410 nucleotides long. RefSeq lists its product as uncharacterized. The record is from RefSeq and is a predicted model, not a curated record. The transcript has a single exon. Gene Ontology annotation, molecular function: oxidoreductase activity. Lineage: Eukaryota; Fungi; Ascomycota; Sordariomycetes; Glomerellales; Plectosphaerellaceae. The coding region runs from base 1 to 1410 and encodes 469 amino acids.